AUGUCUUCCUACGAGCAGAUCUCCAAGCAGGCUGAGCAGGAUCUCGGCACUGAGCAGAACCUCACUGGCAAGAACCGCCACGAUGGUCUUGCCGAGGCUGGCGUGAACUCGUACGCCGAGAAGAAGUUCUCCGACCAUGGUGCUGAGCUCCUGACUGGCGAUGAGCUGAGCACCAACGCUGGUUACAACAAGCGCAUCCCUCCCAGCGAGGGUGGUGUCCUUGAUGACCGUGGCCGCCAAACUCGUGGCCAGCACUUUGAGGGUGAGGGCGGUCCCCUUGACAAGCUCUCAGAGCGCGACGGCGGUAAGAACGACAACGAUGUCGUCCCCGCCAACGUCCCCAAGGUCGACGGUCUUGGAUCCGCCGACGACAUUGCCACAAAGGGUCAGGAUGCCGCCACUGCCAACGUCGGCCGCAGCGCACCAGGCGCUGGUGGUAACCAGUACAGGGGCAGCGACUUCUACAACCCCGAGUCUGUCCCUGACAGCAUCUCAGCCGAGGGUAACGUCGCUCCCAGCAGCGUCGUCGAGGCCAGCCGGGAGGCUGAGCAGCCCGAGAAGUUCGGUCCUGCGUAA
Molecule: messenger RNA, 576 nt
Organism: Emericellopsis atlantica
Lineage: Eukaryota; Fungi; Ascomycota; Sordariomycetes; Hypocreales; Bionectriaceae
Exons: 2
Coding region: 1-576 (191 amino acids)
Source: RefSeq, a predicted model, not a curated record